AUGGCUACAAAUGUUAAAUCGUUAGCUGAGUUCGAUGAAAUUCAGGCACAUCUAAGCCCUAAGAUCGAAUUAAUUGUGCUUUUCUUUUUUGAUCGUUUUGAUGAAGAAAGCGAUCGAAUGCGACGUUAUGUUGAUUUAAUGAGUGAAGAUGAUGAUUUUAUAGAUCGUGUUUCAUUUCUUAAAUGCAAUAAGGAAAGUCACAAUCAUGAUAUGUUUGAAAAAUACAAUAUCGAAACAAUACCAACAUUUUUAUUUAUUAAAAGUAAUGAACAAGUAGCAACACCCUGUACUGGACUUGAUGCUCUAUCCGCUGCUAAAAUAGAGGCCGUUAUUAAUGAUCUUAUUAACGGCAAAAAAUAA
Messenger RNA from Rotaria socialis, 360 nucleotides. The record is from the annotation of a GenBank genome assembly. NCBI's taxonomy places the organism in Eukaryota, Metazoa, Rotifera, Eurotatoria, Philodinida, Philodinidae.